This is a messenger RNA of Fusarium oxysporum Fo47, 1056 nucleotides long. RefSeq lists its product as uncharacterized. The transcript has a single exon. Lineage: Eukaryota; Fungi; Ascomycota; Sordariomycetes; Hypocreales; Nectriaceae. The coding region runs from base 1 to 1056 and encodes 351 amino acids. The record is from RefSeq and is a predicted model, not a curated record.
AUGGCCGUUCCAGGCAUCGAGUCGAUGCCCUCGAGGCCGAUGACUUCGGAGGAGUUCAGCGCCGCGAUCAUCAAAGCCUGUUUCUUGUACAGUCAAGAAGAAGUUACAGAGAUCAAACCCAGAAAAGCCCGGGCGCUAUGUGUAUGUUUCGAGCUGGACAAGGACAGUCACCCCAAUGUUGAAAGCACCAGCGAGCGAGUCCGCGAUGUCUUCGAAAACACUUAUGGUUACGAUACUGUCGGUCUCGUGAUCCGGAAACAAGACAAAAACCCCCAAGCAACAUUGACAUCAGCUCUCGGAGGUCUAUUCAACGGAAUGGACGAAGAUUGUAUAGCUAUCCUGCACUACAUUGGUCACGGGGGGGAAGGCCAAAAGUUCGUCUUCCCCUCAUUAAGAGAUAACAAGAUAGAUCCUUGGGACGCCAAUGUCUUGAUUCUUUUUGAGUGCUGCUUUCCUAUUGAGAUUGACGGUUACAUAGGCCAUCACAAAGAAUUGAUCUACGCCUACGCUUCGGGGGAAAGCGUGUGCGAUGAUGGUCUCGGUUGCGAGCGCGGCUUCAGUAGAAAUCUUGUUCGAGAACUGAAGCGCGCUCAUGAAUGUGGACAUGUCUUAUCCACGUCGCAGCUAUACAGCCGCUUGGCAACAAAGAGUUUCACCAUGAAAGAAUCUUGGGAAACGGAGCUGGAUUCUCUGCCCCAUUACAUUCGACACCCUCGAGAUCACGGACCAUCUCUGCUAUUGCAACCCAUGCGGCAGAAAAGCAAUUUAGACCUGACUCCAGCCCCUUGCCAAACUUUGGGCGACCAGGCAGCUGAUGUCGUUCUGUCAGUUCAAAUCGCCAAUGGUGGGUGGCAAGCAUUACACGCCAUUCAGUCAUGGGCCCAGAGACAUCCAUUGACCGAAGGCCGUGUCCGAGUCGACGAGCUGUACAAGAGAACAGAUAAAUGUAUCCUCGCCGUCACCUUCCAGGUAUGGUACAAUUUACCGGAUCAUCCAGCCAUGAAUCAGAUUGGGUUUGAGUUCAAGCGGACGACUGGUCAGUUGAACGGACUCUGA